Molecule: messenger RNA, 597 nt
Organism: Penicillium malachiteum
Lineage: Eukaryota; Fungi; Ascomycota; Eurotiomycetes; Eurotiales; Aspergillaceae
Product: cupin domain-containing protein
Exons: 3
Coding region: 1-597 (198 amino acids)
Source: RefSeq, a predicted model, not a curated record
AUGCCAGUGGAACAGGUAAAACCAGAAAUACUCUACGUCCCACCGACAGCACAUUCCCCCAAUUCAAAGCUACCCGUGGUCGUAUACCGAAAUGCGUUGACAGAUCCGACUCCCGAUGGUGUCCUGCAGGCCGUUGAGGAAAGCGAAUGGAAGAAAGGUGGACACUGGAAAAUCGCCAAAGAAAGUCUAGCAGCUACUCCGCACUAUCACUCAACAACGCAUGAGGCAUACACCGUGCUGCAUGGAGCUGCUACCUACCUUCUGGGAAAAUCACCUCUCGACCCGGGGACUGACAGCAAUGGGGAUUCAACCGGUGUGAGAUUUACAGCUCGGGCAGGCGAUGUGUUUGUGUUCCCGGCCGGUGUGACACAUUUUGUGACGGAUGUCGAGGAUGAAUACGAAUUUAUUGGCUUUUACUCAUUGUCCUCUCAGAAUGAUCAAAACUCCCUCAAAGAACCAUAUAAUAUGGAAUAUGCGACUGAUUCUAUAGAAAUAACGAAUCAAAAACGAGGAAAAUGCGAGCUAGUCCCAGUCCCAGCCCACGAUCCUAUUUAUGGCGAAGAAGGUCCGAUGAUCAAGAUCUGGAAGAGUGUUUAG